AUGAACGAGACCCUCAACACCACCGUUCAGGUCGUUCAUCAAUCGGACAUAGCAUCGCUCGGCCAGAGAAAUCAGCGCAAGGACAGCGAAUUGAAUGCGCCAUGCUGUUCAAGACCGACGGUGAUACAGGCUAAUAUCCACAUGCCGCACUCUUCUUUCGCCUUUGAUCUGAGGCUGAAGCGUUCUCAGCAAUAUCAAGCUGCUUCGGCCUUGGGCUGGGCUCUUUGGCGCUCAUGUAUUUCCACGAAUAUGAUUACAGCGCAUUAA
Plenodomus lingam JN3 is the source of this 267-nucleotide messenger RNA. Lineage: Eukaryota; Fungi; Ascomycota; Dothideomycetes; Pleosporales; Leptosphaeriaceae. The record is from RefSeq and is a predicted model, not a curated record.